AUGCUGUCGCGGAACUCUGCCAGAGCUGCUCAGCGCCUGGCGCGGGCAGCGUCUCGCCAACAACCACACCUCCAGAAUGCCUCCCGAUCCUUUGCGACCGUCCAGUCCGACAUGUUCAAGCCUACCAAGUAUGGCAGCAAGUACACCGUGACCCUCAUCCCCGGUGACGGUAUUGGUGCCGAGGUCGCCGAGAGCGUCAAGACUAUCUUCAAGGCCGACCUGGUGCCCGUUAACUGGGAACAGGUCGACGCCUCCGGUGUCGACAGUGGCGUCCCUGGCAGCACCGAGGAGAUGUUCCGGGAGUCGGUUGCGUCUCUCAAGAGAAACAAGCUCGGAUUGAAGGGUAUUCUGCACACCCCCAUCAGCAGAUCAGGGCACCAGAGCUUCAACGUCGCCAUGCGACAGGAGCUCGACAUUUACGCCUCCAUCUGCCUGAUCAAGAACAUCCCCGGCUACGAGACCCGCCACAAGAAUGUCGACCUGUGCAUCAUCCGAGAGAACACCGAGGGUGAAUACAGUGGCCUCGAGCACCAGAGCGUACCGGGCGUCGUCGAGUCUCUCAAGAUCAUCACGCGCGCCAAGUCGGAGCGCAUUGCCAAGUUUGCCUUCUCGUUCGCGCUGGCCAACAACCGUAAGAAGGUUACCUGUAUCCACAAGGCGAACAUCAUGAAGCUGGCUGACGGCCUCUUCCGAAACACCUUCCACGCCACUGCCGCCGACUACCCCACCCUGAAGACUGACGACAUGAUCGUGGACAACGCCAGUAUGCAAUGUGUCUCGAGACCCCAGCAAUUCGAUGUCAUGGUCAUGCCCAACUUGUACGGCGGCAUUCUGUCCAACAUUGGUGCUGCCCUGGUCGGCGGCCCCGGUCUGGUUCCCGGCUGCAACAUGGGUCGUGACGUUGCCGUGUUCGAGCCUGGCUGCCGACACGUCGGCCUUGACAUCAAGGGCAAGGAUCAGGCCAACCCUACAGCGCUCCUCCUCUCUGGUACCAUGCUGCUUCGCCACCUUGGCCUGGAUGACCACGCCAACCGCAUCUCCCAGGCUGUCUACUCUGUCAUUGCUGAUGGUAAGGCUCGCACACGCGAUAUGGGUGGCAACUCGACGACGCACGAAUUCACGCGCGCCAUCUUGGACAAGAUGGAGACCCUGUAA
Anthostomella pinea is the source of this 1155-nucleotide messenger RNA. The record is from the annotation of a GenBank genome assembly. Lineage: Eukaryota; Fungi; Ascomycota; Sordariomycetes; Xylariales; Xylariaceae.